Molecule: messenger RNA, 705 nt
Organism: Sycon ciliatum
Lineage: Eukaryota; Metazoa; Porifera; Calcarea; Leucosolenida; Sycettidae
Product: FERM, ARHGEF and pleckstrin domain-containing protein 2-like
Exons: 8
Coding region: 16-690 (224 amino acids)
Cellular component (GO): cytoskeleton
Source: RefSeq, a predicted model, not a curated record
CCACCUGUGUCAACAAUGGUGCUGUCAACGCUCCUACUGUUGUGUGUGUGUUUGCUCUGCAGUGGGUUAUUGCCAUUCGAAGCUGAGCUCCGUCUCUUGAACAUCAUCGAAGGUCUCAAAGGAUACGGUGUGCGGUCAUUCGUAUGCACAGAUGGCAGAGGACAGUCAUUACGUGCGGAAAUAUCCUAUGCAGGCCUGUUGGUACAUCAAGCUGAUUCCAGUCUUCCACUCCAUUCAUGGCGAACAGUGGUAAAGAUCUCACACCGGCGCAAGAAGGUUACGUGCAAGUUUCAAAGAGAAGGAGAUGGACCAACGGUGACACAGUUACACUUCCCAACCAAGAGAGCGGCAAAAGAGGCGUGGAAAUCCUUUCUAGAGCACCAUGAUUUCUUCAGCAUGGAGUUGCCCUCUCCUAAGCCAAAGUUCCUGUCCAGUAUGCUCAGAGGUUCUACAUUUCGCUAUAGUGGAAGAACACAGUAUCAGAUCAAGAGAAUGGAAGAUUUCGAUAUACGCCCCAACAAAUCUAUCAACAGAAUCGGCAGUGUGCGCCGUAGCACUCGCAAGCCACCGCAGCGAUCGGCAAGUUCAGCAAGCAGUAGGCGCACAGACGUUGCCAUAACAGUAGCAAGAAGCCACAGUCUGAGUGGUGUCACGAAAAUAUCCAGCAAUGGAGUCAAGGUGAGUGCAUAGUGGUUCCUUGGAAAC